UGCACAAAAUCUGUCGCAUCUUAAAAAAUUACAGCUUAUUUCACAAAGUUGGUUCAAGAAAUUCUCAAUCCGAAUGAUGACAAUUCCAUUUUCGAAAAGCAAAUCUGUGCUCAAACCCCAAACUGCCCAAAAGGCCCAAACCGAAAGAGAAAAGGGCAAAAGGGCUAAGCUCGCAUGCCAACAAGACUACCUGGACCCAAAAAUGUUAAGACGACCCAUCGUGGUCCGUGCCAUUUAUUAUAGGUUUUUGUGCCAGUCUUUUGUCUAUGGAAGUCUUUAUAUUUUACCGCCAAAACCCAAAAUCCUCGUGUGGCGGUCGGCAAUAUAACUUUAGAGAUAAGAAACAUUUAUUUUCUGUUUAAUAUUAAUGGCAACGGUUUAGCAACACUGUACAGUUAUUCUUACUAAAAAAUAUUGUUCUUCAAAUUAUAUUGCAUAAGUAAUAACUGUUUUGGUGGUCUAAGUUAACAAUACUCGUACUUGCAAGAAGUGAACAUAAAUAUUAUCGUGAUUUGGCUUAUUUUGGUUUUGAAAUGUUUUAGUAGACCAGGGAAGGUUGGGAAAACAUGGAAAAAUUGCAAGGAAGAUAGUAAAAACAACAAUUUCAUUUUCCCAUAUAAACUGUUCUACCUACUUUUCUGACAAACUUCAAAAGGAAAAGCCUAAAAAAUCUGUAAUGUAAUUAAGUGAUACGGAGUACACCGUCAUCUAGUGUUAAAUAUAAUUAUUAUGCUCUCUGUAAGGUAAAGGCAUAUCAUAUCUGUAAGUUAAUAGGUACCUAACGAAAAUGAGUCAACUCACUUCUACAAAUAAAUAACUCUUUCAGUUCAGCUAGGAUGGGACAAUUUGAAAAUUGACUUACAUAAAAACAUAUAUAUGUACUAACAUAUAAAUCAUCUUCACAUUCAAAAAGAUAUUAGCAGUAAAAUAACGUAACAAAUUGUAAGAGUCAUGAUGUCAACCUCAUGAAUCAUGUCAUCGAAAGUUCAAAGAUGAAAUUGCCAAUCUUUCAAAACCUACUAUCACUGAUAUUACACUUUAAUACAAUACAUAUUAUUAUUACUUACUUGUUUCUAUCCUUUUUUAUUACGCAGGCAAAACCUUUAUUUACAGCCGAUGGCGCCCUUAAGGGGCACACCAACUAACGGACCUCACACCUAGCCUCUUGCAAGUCUCACGGGUACGAAACGGAAAAGCCGUUAAGCAAUCCGCGCUGAUUACGAGUGCUUGCGGCAUACUAUCCGCUAAAAAACCCUGCGAAUACCCUCUACGCUGUUAAUUGUGGAACCGCGAGAUCCCCGUUGAGGGACUUCACCGCGUCUCCGCACCAAACAGCUUCCCGGCCUAGCCAGGGCUCCACGGCAGAGAUCACUUGGGGUCUUCAUUACAAAAUGGCCACCGAUCCUGCGCCUUUGUCAAAGACGGCCAAGUAUAAGAAAAUCACAAAACCUCUACUGGAGAGGAAGAGGCGUGCCCGCAUCAACCGAUGCCUGGACGAAUUAAAGGACCUCAUGGUCGGGGCUUUAGAGAUCGAUGACGACAACUUGAGCAAGUUGGAGAAGGCCGAUAUCCUUGAGCUAACCGUUAACCAUCUUACAAAACUGCACAGCCCUAAAGAUCCUGUUUUGGAAGCGAAGAAAUUCCAAGCCGGCUUCGGACAAUGCGCUGCGGAGGCGUGCCGCUUUAUCAUGUCAGUUCCUGAUCUGGACGAGAAAGUCAGCCAAAGUUUGAUAAGCCACUUAUCGAGGUUGAUCACGGCUCAGCCGUUGACCAUUCAAGUACCUGAGCGGCCGCCAUUCUCGCCACCAACGUCACCUUUAUCCGUAGUUUCCGACAGAAACCAUUACUACAGCGACCAAGAGAGGUCAUCGUCGGACGCUGAGGAUUCUGUAUACUCCAACGAAAGUGCGACAAAGCAAUGGACUUACGCGCAACCGAACACUGUCCAGCACCACAAAGCCCCCCCUCAGGCGGGCGGACUACUAACUACUGUCGAUAAAGUCCCACCCCCACAUCACGUUACGGAACAAAUGAACGCUGCUAGUCAUCACAGAAGCAACGUCUAUUUCAACAGAGUACCGGCCGAAGCGAAGGAUGUUAUACUUCAAAAGAUUAGACAACACAUAAUGGACAAACGCGGUAACGAAAACGUCAUUAGUGAAGUACACACUGUUGCUGAUGCAGCCGGCGAACCAAAAUACUUGUACAAAGAGGAAGUAUACAGAAGUGAUUUGGCGUACCAAUACUCGCCGGCGAACGUCCCCAACACGGACACGCUGGACUUGAGGAAGUUCAGAUCGCCCAUUAAGACCUCAGUCGAGGACACAUCGCCCAGAAAAACCGCUCAGACCUCCAACAGAUUAGACACGCAACCCGCCGCGCCCGAGAUCAAAGUUGAUACGGCCAAUCUUCCGGAACAGUGCGAAUCGCCGAUGGAUUACAGCAACUUACCACCUAAAAAGAAAAGGAAAUUAAUCGAGUACCAGGAGUACAAAAAACAAGAGGAGGCGAAGCGGCGGCUCGAGGCUUUUUGCGCCGCGAAAAAAGGUCGGCCGAGCGAAGAUGCUCCGGCCGACGAAGAAAAGUGGCGACCCUGGUAACUCCAGCGGACGCCUAAACUUACAAUGUGAUAUUUAAGUAGAUUCUUCCAUUACAAAGCUUUAAUUAAUUUAUGUAUGUUACUUAACGUAUGUUUCAUACGCGUGCCUUAAUUAUUAAUAUGUCUUCCUCGUAAGUUGUGUGUUAGAAUAUAGUCAUUAUGAUAUUGUAAUUUCAAAUUUUAUUUAUGUGCCAUUUUUUGAUCUCUAUGCCAUUAGAUAUGUUUCUAAACAGAGAAAUAUUGUCUUCCAAAUAAUUUGUGUUAUCAUUGUAAUUUAAAAAUUUACUUACUCAUAAACUUUUACUGGUAUAAAAAGAAGGUGAACAUUUUAAAUAAAUGAUUGAAUUAAAAGCUUUCUAUUUUAUCCCCUACAAAAGACAUAAACGAGACGCUGGAAAAAAAACAAAAUUACAAUAAAAUUAAGGAAUUUUAAAAAAGUACUUCUAUCUAGAUUUUUGCACAAAUUAGGGCUAAUACAGAUCAGUUCAUCAUUCCAAUAGAAUUAAAUUUCGGUUCGGAGCAUUUUAAUCGUUCAAUUAAAUUCGUAAAAAUGGCUAGGUAGGUAUCUAGUCAGAUAUAAAAAAUAUUAUCGGUAUUGUAAUCUUUAAUUACUUAAAGAAUCCGGUGCAUCAUGAAAAAAUAGUAAAGGAUUUUUAUCUAAGUAGGUCUCACUAUAACCCUAACAAGAAAGUGUAAAAAAUAUAUCACUGUCGUAUAA
Molecule: messenger RNA, 3317 nt
Organism: Chilo suppressalis (striped riceborer)
Lineage: Eukaryota; Metazoa; Arthropoda; Insecta; Lepidoptera; Crambidae
Source: the annotation of a GenBank genome assembly